AGCGUUCGGAGGCGAGCGGAAGUUGAUUUGUGCUUUUUAGGGUUAGGGUUCAAGGAUAUAGGGUCUUAGUUAGCAUCCAUCGGUGUUACUGGAGCACUGCGAAGGGGUAUCGUCGUCGUCGUCGUCGUCGUCGUGAUUCUCAACAACUCUAUGUCCGGCAUCUCGCAGUUUAGCUGCGCAUUGCAGUUCGCUUUGGAGGUUUAGGGUAGAAACACCGUGUGGAACCGAGGCUGUUCCACUUUGCUGUUGUGCAGAUUCUGCGUGUUGCGAGGAGGUAGCCAGAGGGGGGUGCGAUGUCGAUUCGGCCAGAAAGGCAAGCGCCGCCCGAGAUUUUCUACAACGACACAGAAGCUAGGAAGUAUACGACCUCGUCGCGAAUUGUAAAUAUUCAGGCCAAGCUGUCGGAGCGAGCGCUGGAGCUUCUGGCGCUUCCUGACGAUGGCGUGUCACGUCUGCUUCUGGACAUCGGGUGCGGGUCUGGUCUGAGCGGAGAGACUUUGAGUGAGAAUGGGCAUCACUGGAUCGGAAUGGAUAUAUCGGAGGCUAUGCUGGAUGUUGCGUUGGAGCGUGAGACGGAGGGAGAUCUUUUGCUGAGUGAUAUUGGCCAGGGUAUGCCUUUCCGGCCUGGCACUUUGGACGGGGCUAUCAGUAUCUCCGCCGUGCAGUGGCUUUGUAACGCUGAUAAGUCGUGCAACAAUCCGCGGUUACGGCUGAAAGCUUUCUUUGGCACCUUAUAUAAGUGUUUGGCGAGAGGAGCCAGGGCAGUUUUGCAAAUUUACCCGGAGAGUCCGCAGCAGUUGGAGAUGAUCUCAUCUGCAGCAAUGAAAUCAGGGUUUUCGGGCGGUUUAGUUGUAGAUUAUCCUCACAGUACCCGAGCAAAGAAAUACUUUCUUGUUCUCAGUUGUGGCCCACCUAGUACGGCCACCGCGCUCCCCAGGGCCAAAGAGGGCAAUGAGAUGAGUGAGGAUGAAGAGAGUGGCAGCGAGUGUGAUGAAGAUGGAGGCACUACUGUGAAUGUAUCUGAGAGACAACGACCUUCUAAGAAACAGAGGAAGGAUAGCAAGAAGAGUGGAAAGGGUCGUUCUUGGAUUUUAAAGAAGAAAGAGCAACGUAGGCAUAGAGGGUACACGAAUGUCCCAGAUGAUUCCAAAUAUACAGGCCGAAAAAGGAAAGCUCAUUUCUGAGGUUACCCUAAUGAAUACUGAACUAUGACAAGUGUUCGUCCUUGGUGUCUAUGCGAAGGUAAUAAAUGUAAAGAAUUUUGAGUGUCAUCACAUUAGCUCACCAAGUUACUUGGGAAUGUUGGUAACUAAUUGGUGUGUGAUUUUUGUUGCAAGUGAUUGUAGUGAUUAACACCUAGGAUAUGUUCUCUAUUAAUAGUUUAUAAAUUACAAGUUUUGUGGUUUAUUGAAA
Molecule: messenger RNA, 1413 nt
Organism: Physcomitrium patens
Lineage: Eukaryota; Viridiplantae; Streptophyta; Bryopsida; Funariales; Funariaceae
Product: 18S rRNA (guanine-N(7))-methyltransferase RID2
Biological process (GO): rRNA (guanine-N7)-methylation
Cellular component (GO): nucleolus
Molecular function (GO): rRNA (guanine) methyltransferase activity
Source: RefSeq, a predicted model, not a curated record